Messenger RNA from Perkinsus marinus ATCC 50983, 411 nucleotides. RefSeq lists its product as hypothetical. The record is from RefSeq and is a predicted model, not a curated record. The transcript has a single exon. Lineage: Eukaryota; Perkinsozoa; Perkinsida; Perkinsidae. The coding region runs from base 1 to 411 and encodes 136 amino acids.
AUGGAGUAUCCUCAACUGGACGUGACCAUUACUGAUAGACCGGAAGUGCUCAGUCUGAUCUCGGCUAAUGUAGAAGCUAAUGGUCUGCAGGCGAGGGUUGAAGCAUUCGAUUGGUCGAAUCGUGCACAUCAUGAGAAGAUCAGUGCUGAGCAUUGGGAUGUGGUAUUGGCAGCUGAUGUGGUUUACUUUGAAGAGCAAGAUCCAUUACUCUAUGCUCUCUCGGCGGUCGCUAAGGACAGGCCGGAGACACUCGUUGUGUUGGCUUAUAGGACACGAACUCCAGAAGAUUUACAAUAUCUCCAACAACGUGUAUUGUCUGCGUUUAGAUUAGUUGAUCGAUUUUCGGUAGAUGCACCAGAGUGCGGCCAGUCGGAGAUACUCUUGUUGCGAUGGAGAGACGAUGAAAAUUGA